UCGCUACGAGCCUCCACUGUAGAAAGAGCGCUGUAUGUCAUUGUAAACUGUAAACUAUUGUACGCAUUGUGGUUAGGCAAAAGUCUGUUUUCAGAAGAAUAUGUACUAUUGAAAUUAAAUAAUACUUAAUUCUAAUUCAUACGACUUGUAAUUUAGCGGAAUGGCAUCUACGAAUGAAUUCGGGCCGGAUUCCGGUGGUAGAGUGAAGGGAGUAACUAUUGUCAAACCCAUAGUGUACGGCAAUGUAGCACGUUACUUCGGUAAGAAGAGGGAAGAGGAUGGCCACACGCAUCAGUGGACCGUAUACGUGAAACCGUAUCACAAUGAGGACAUGUCGACUUAUGUCAAGAAAGUGCAUUUUAAGCUGCACGAGAGCUACAACAAUCCGAAUCGAAUCGUGAUGAAACCGCCGUAUGAAUUAACGGAGACUGGAUGGGGCGAGUUCGAAAUAGUGAUCAAGAUCUACUUUCACGAUCCAAACGAACGUCCUGUAACGAUAUACCAUAUACUGAAACUGUUUCAAUCAACCCCUGAUAUACAGCUGGGCAAGAAGAGUCUAGUGUCCGAAUUUUACGAGGAGAUAGUCUUUCAAGACCCAACAGCACUUAUGCAACACCUGCUAAAUUCCAGUAGACCUAUAACACUUGGUGUUUGGCGACAUAAUACGGAUUUUGAAGCAAAGAAGGAAUCCACGAUGAAAGCAAUCAUGGAGGCACGCAACAAGAUAAGAGUCGAAGUGAUAGAUCUUAAAGAAAAGUUGACCUUAGCAAAGGAGACGAUUGCAAAGUUCAAGGAAGAGAUUGCAAAGAUUUCUAAAGCUGGUGGAAGUUUGUCCGUCGUGUAGUGACGUCAUUUCAAGAUAGUGCUGUUUAUAGCUUCGAACAAGUCAUACUGAUCAUUUGAAAACAUUUGACCAUUCAAAUAAGGACAGAAUUAUCUGUUUUAUACUUGUAUAUAAUGUACAUAAUUUUGUAUAAUUGUAUAGCUAUUCAUAAAUUUAAUUAUAAUUCUAUUA
Molecule: messenger RNA, 1015 nt
Organism: Ooceraea biroi (clonal raider ant)
Lineage: Eukaryota; Metazoa; Arthropoda; Insecta; Hymenoptera; Formicidae
Gene: Gas41
Product: YEATS domain-containing protein 4 Gas41
Biological process (GO): regulation of DNA-templated transcription
Source: RefSeq, a predicted model, not a curated record